Messenger RNA from Lodderomyces oxycetoniae, 4092 nucleotides. RefSeq names its product Elongator subunit. Gene Ontology annotation, cellular component: cytosol; elongator holoenzyme complex. Lineage: Eukaryota; Fungi; Ascomycota; Pichiomycetes; Serinales; Debaryomycetaceae. Gene Ontology annotation, molecular function: protein binding; tRNA binding. The record is from RefSeq and is a predicted model, not a curated record. The coding region runs from base 1 to 4092 and encodes 1363 amino acids. Gene Ontology annotation, biological process: tRNA wobble base 5-methoxycarbonylmethyl-2-thiouridinylation. The transcript has a single exon.
AUGAAGAACUUAGUAGUGCUCAAUAGAGGGUAUAUUAAGCCCGAGUCAAGAACUUAUCCUGAUCUACAUGUAAUUGAUUCGGUUUACGAUACAGUAUGUGAUGCCAUAACAUUCAUCCUAUCGUCGGAGGAGAGUCAACAAAUUGAAGUACAGAAAGUCCACAAGGAUGGUAAUGUAACUGUAUUGGCCAGUUUCCAUACCGAGUCUCGCUUGCUUAAUACUAUUCAUUUCCUUGAUUCUUUUCAGUUGGUAUUUGUAUUCAGUAAUGGAGAUAUAGUUACUGCUACAUACGAGCAAAAGUUGCCCGAGGAUUACGACAAUACAAUCAUCGAGAUUGUAGGAACAAUCGAUGUCGGGAUCCAAGCGGCACAAUGGUCAAAUGACGAAGAAACUUUGGCAAUGAUCACCAAUGAAAAUAAGUUACUCUUGCUUUCGCGGUUUUUUGAACCAAUACUGGAAAAACAACUUGACUCGGCCGAUAUCAAAAUAACCGAUUCAAAACACGUUUCUGUUGGGUGGGGUAAAAAGGAAACUCAGUUCAAGGGAAAGGGGUUCAAAGCUUUGGAAAGGGAACGGGACAUUUUGAAAAAUUUGGUCGUUUUGGAUGAGAAUGCCAGCUCCAAUAUUACACGUGAUCCAACGGUUAAUCAACUAGAAAAGGGGACAAUUUCCCGUAUGGAUGAUCAAACAGUGAAAAUAAGUUGGAGAGGCGACUCUGAAUUUUUUGCCGUUAACACUAUUGAACCGGUUAUUGUUGAAGAUACUGGUGAAACUUACAAUAGGAGGGUCAUUAGGGUGUUUACCAGAGAAGGAAAAUUAGAGAGUGUUAACGAGGCCACUGAUGGGUUGGAACAGAAUCUAAGCUGGAAACCACAGGGAGCUUUAAUUGCUUCUACACAAAGGCAUACGGAUGAUGAUGAUGAUGAUAAUAAUAAUAAUAACAACAAUAAUAAUAAUAAUGAUGAUGAUGGCCAUAACAAUGACAAUAAUGGUGAUGAAGAUGACGAAAAUGAGGAAGAAGUGCUAGAUGUAGUAUUCUAUGAAAGAAAUGGGCUUAGACAUGGACAUUUCAACACUAGACUAAAUCCUUCUGAGGAAGUAGUCAAGAAUAUUCUAUGGAGUUCUGAUAGUGAAAUUUUGCUCUUGCAGUUGAACAACAGAGUGCAGCUAUGGACUACCAAAAAUUACCACUGGUACUUGAAACAAGAGCUUUUUGCUGAUGAUGAAAUUUUGUUUGUUAAAUUUCACCCAGAAAAGGCGUCGAAUUUUAUGAUUGGUACGGUUAAAGGAAUGCAGAUUAUUGAUAUAACUCACAAAAUAGUUACUGGACCAACUAGGCAAGGAAAUGAUAUAGGGAUGACUUUGGUUGUUGAUGGCUCUACAGCAAAAAUAACCCCUUUUUCUAUUGCUAAUGUUCCGCCUCCAAUUAGUUUCAGAGAAUUGGAGGUUGAAGGGAACAUAACUGAUCUUGCAGUAAGCAAAUCUAAUGAAAAAUACGCAGUUUUAACCAGUAAUGGUGACCUUUGUUUUAGUGAAUUAUCAUUAAAAGAGAUGAAAGAAGGUAAGCAUCCUCAAGUUUUGAGUCGCAUUGAUGGAAGAACUUAUACAAAAGUGCCAGAUGAAGUUGCAAGACAAAUCGCUUUUAUUAAUGAUAACUUUAUUGCAGUAGUAGUUGACACUCCAGUGUUUUCACGGGUUGUUUUAUUUGAAGUUGAUGAUAUCCACAAUCCUAAACUAAAUGAAUCAAGAGACAUUCCAUCGAAGGUGGUGUUAAUCAAAUCAAGAGCUGAUUUUAAUACGGUUAUAAUUGAAACCGUUGACAAUAGAGUAAUAGAAUUUAGUUCGACCCAAGAUUCCCGAGAAGUUACAAAGUUCCCCCAAUUGUGUCGCGAAAUUGAAGUCAACUAUAAAAAGGAUACAGAUGAAUUUGAAGCCUUUGGUAUUUCGCGUACAGGGAAAUUGUUUUGCAAUAAUGUGCCAAUAGUUGGUGGAGUCACUUCAUUGUUGAUCACGGAAUCUCAUUUGUUGUUCACCACAGUGCAAUCAAAAUUAUGCUUUGUUCAUUUGAACUCACCACAUAAGAAUUUCGAAGUAUUCCAGAAUCUAACUAACCAAAACAUUGUUGAUGAGAGAAUUCGGCAAAUUGAAAGAAAUUCGUUUUUGGUGAAUGCAAUGCCUACGAAAUACUCUGUUGUGUUGGAAGCAGCGAGAGGUAAUCUUGAAACUAUAUGUCCCAGAAUAAUGGUUCUUUCGGCUAUUAGAAAAUUCAUCAGUAAUAAAAAUUAUAAGGACGCUUUUGCAGUUUGUCGUACACACAGAAUCGAUUUGGAUAUACUUCACGAUUAUGAUAAGGAACUAUUCUUCAACAAUGUGGAACUAUUCGUUGCUCAGAUUUCUAAAGUUGAAUAUUUGGAUCUUUUCGUUUCUUGUUUACAUGAAGAAGACGUUACCACAACAAAAUACAAGGAAACACUUUAUGAUACAGCUAUAAACGAAUCAGAAACCAAACAAAAUGGAGAAACUUUGCAACCAGCGUUUAAAAAGAAGUUUAAUAACGCUUCCAAAGAACCAGUCUUUAAGAAUUUUCAUGAUUCCAAGGUUAAUAGAAUUUGUGAGGCUAUACUAUCAACUUUGUUGAAACCUGAGUAUUUCGAUAAAUAUAUGCAAACAGUGCUAACCGCUUAUGCAUGCGAGAAUCCUCCAAAUUUGAGAGCCGCGUUGCAAUUGGUUGGUAAAUUCACCGAUCAAGAUCAAGAACGAAAGGAAACAGCUAUAACCCAUUUAUGUUUUUUACAAGACGUGAACAAACUAUAUAGUACAUCUCUUGGACUAUAUGAUGUCAAAUUGGCUUUGCUUAUAGCACAAAAAUCGCAAAUGGACCCAAAGGAAUAUUUGCCAUUUUUGCAAAACUUACACGUUCAACCAGAUUUGCAGAAGAAGUUUUUAAUUGAUGACUAUUUGAAGAAUUAUGACUUGGCGUUGCAUUGGUUGAAUGAGAAAGGUGAAGAUGCAUACCAAGAGUUUGACGAUUAUGUUGUGAAACACCAAAUGUAUAAGCCGGCGUUGAAAAUUUACACAUACAACAAGAAGAGAACUAACGAUAUUAUGAGCUUAUUUGCAGUUUUUCUACACAAUAACGCUCUGUUUGGCGAAUCUGCUAUUGCCUAUGAAUACUUGGGCGACUUGGAUGAUGCUUUGGAAAAUUAUAUUUUGGCAAAGAAGUGGAGACAGGCAUUAUCUAUCGUUGCAAAAUCCGAGUACAAGGACAAGCUUAUUGAUACGGCAAACUCUCUUGUUGCAACACUUACUGCUGAUCAUAAGUAUAGUGAUGCAGCAGAAAUUGAAUAUCAGUUUUUGAAUAAUGUUCGCGAGGCAGUCAAGUUGUAUUGUAAACAGUACUGGUUUGAUGAGGCUAUUCUUUUAGCCGAAAAGACACAACAACUGGAACUAAUUGAGCUGGUUAUUGAUGAUCAAAUAAACGAGGGAUUUGGAGUUAUUGCGGAACUAUUAGCCGAUUGUAAGGGACAAAUGAACUCACAAUUACGAAGACUUCGGGAAUUAAGAAGCAAAAAGGAAGAAGAUCCGCUUGCAUUUUAUGGGAACCCCGAUGACUUGGACACGCCUGACAAUGUGUCGAUAGUUGCUUCAGAGACUUCAACAGCUGCAUCUUUCUUCACUAGAUACACGGGUAAAACUGGGGGCACUGCGAAAACAGGAGCCUCUAGACGAACGUCAAAGAAUAGAAAGAGAGAAGAAAGAAAGAAAGCCAAGGGUAGAAAAGGUACCAUUUAUGAAGAAGAGUACUUGAUUAGAUCAGUUGGUAGAUUGUUGGAGAGGCUUGAUACCACCGAACCAGAUGCCGUUAGAUUGAUAGAAGCGCUUAUUAGACGACAACUGAGGGAGCAGGCUUUCCAAAUCCAAAAGAAUUGGUGUGAAUUGAUCACCUUUAUCAAGGAGAAUAUCGACGAGAUACACAAUAUGAGUGAAAAGGACCGUGAAAGAAUUGACGAUAAUGGAGAGAUUUACCUCAUUGAAGAGAUUCCAAAGCCGGUUAUUCGCGAGUUUUCUAAAUUUAGCAUCUUGGAUUAUUGA